GCAGAAAUUGGACUCGAAGCGACAGAGUGCCAGAUGGGCUCUGCACAAGCCAGGCAGAAGUGCAUCAGGAAGUGAGAAAGAAGAAGAGUCAAACUGCAGCAUGCCAGAUGUAGAAUCAGCCGUAGCGCCGUAGGGGACAGCUGUGAUUUGGAUGAAGAGCCUGCCUGGUUCUGUUUCGAUCCGAGCUGCUUUGCGGGUUUGGUGCCCGGAUCGAGACCUCUGCAGUGGGAGCAAUCAGCAAGCAGCGAGCUGGCAUCCACGCUUGGCUCUUCUCCAGCAGUGAGGAAUUGUACUGACAGCUGGCAAUGAUCCUGCAUCACCUUAUCACCUCAUAGCCACUGGAAAGAAUUGCUGAACUGGGAGCAGAAGCAGACUCCACAUUACCAUCCCUGCCAGAUGGCCACAGACCGGCAAUCCAAAGCAGUUCCAGCCAAGAGAGAUCUUGCCCAUCUACCUGCCAGCUGCAGAUGACAGGAAUGACCUGCCCGUGGCUUCUCAGAGGGGAACGACUUCCCUCAGCGCCCUUCUUUGUGCCUCCUUAGCCCAUCAACAGGCUCGGCCAUCUCAGCGAGACCAUCCCCUGAUCCAUGCUGGGCAUGUCAGCGUCCAGCACAUCCAAUACGUCCAAUACGUCUCAGACGUGCAAGGAUUACACCUUCAACCACCACCUGCUCAUGCCUGGCUACACCCUGAUAUUCAUCACAGGUCUGAUACUCAACGUGGUAGCCCUGUGGAUAUUCAUCCGAUACCUGCGCCUGAAGUCUGUAGUGAUGAUCUACAUGUUGAACCUGGCCAUAAGCGACCUCAGCUUCACGCUUCCUCUGCCCCUGCGACUCUACUACUAUUCCAACCACCACUGGCCCUUUGGCAGCAUCCUGUGCCAGGUCUCGGGCUCAGUCUUCCAGAUCAACAUGUACGGUAGCUGCCUCUUCCUCAUGUGCAUCAACCUGGAUCGCUACGUUGCCAUUGUUCACCCGCUUCGCUGGCGGCAUCUGCGGCGCCCCAAGGUGGCCAAGAUCCUCUGCUUCAUCGUCUGGGUUGUCAUCUUCACGGGCUCCAUCCCCACUGCCAUAGUCCACAAGCAAAACCACUGCGAAGUAAAAAACCAGACCAUUUACCUGUGCUUUGAAAGCUUUAGCGACAACAUGUGGCAAAACAACCUCUUCCCUCUGGUAAUCCUGGCUGAAAUCUUGGGGUUUCUCCUGCCUCUCAGCUCUGUGACGUACUGCUCAAUUCGGAUCUUUCAGGAGCUCUGCCAGACCAGCCAGACGAAGACCCUGCGACAGCAGAAGACUGUCCGUCUCCUCCUGGUCAAUCUGGUCAUCUUCAUCAUCUGCUUUGUGCCCUACAACACUACCCUGGCCGUUUAUGGGAUGAUAAAGGCCCGGGUGAUGAAGGUUGAGGAGGAAACCCAGGCCUCCGUGCGCCAAGCGUUAAUCGUAACGAUGAUGUUGGCCAGCAUGAACUGCACGCUGGACCCCCUGAUCUACUACUUCAGCACUGAGGGUUUCCGUAACACCUUCAAGAAAUUGCGGCGGGGACAAGCCUGGGACUCAGAGAUGGGAACGCUUAAGCAUCAGAUUGUGGAGAGUAAGUCAACCCGAGACCACGCUGUGUCUAAAGUAAAACUGUUCCCAGCUGCAAACUUUAUCCGUCCCAAUGAAUCCUCACCGUCACUUCCUACUGCAGUAUUUCUGAAUGGCCCCAUCGAGGACUCGGAAAUUUAAGCCCGGGAAGGCCACACCAUUGCAGAGUCACACCUGCAAUGGCUACAGCAAGCCCGUGGGAUACAGCAGACUGUUUGAGGGAGCACAGCAGACUGUCUGUGAGUGAGCGUGAUGGUGCAAAGCUGAAGGAUGAAAGGUUGCUUUGAAUAAACAGAGGUGCCUUAGUGACAUGGUCAUACCUGACUCUUUUGGUGCAGGAAACAGUGGGGAACAAGGAUUUGACACAAACUUAGCGCGUCUAGGUCCGGCCAGCAUGAAUUCCUAUAGCGAGUCCAUUCUUCUCUGAGUAGCUCCUGUCUGCACUGUAGCCGGAGGCAGUUCUGGGGAUGGUCAGAACACGGAUACGGUACUCACUGCUGACAGAGUGAAUUUACUAGCGGUGGCUGAGGAAAGCCUUUGACCAGAUGUUUCAAUUUGAGUCAUAGGUCCAGCUCAGGACACCUAAAUGAGUAUCUUAAUUUUCCGAAAGAACUGAAGCAUUUAGCAAGCUUUGUUGAGGUCAAGGAGAACAGCUGAGUUUUCAGUAAUCUUGCAGAAAAUAGGUUCCUAAUUGUAUAGAAAAUCACAGACCUUAGCAAAACAAUCCUCAGGAGUAUGUCAGAUGUGCAGCUGUACACACACACACGUGGCACAACGGCUAUACAUUUACCUAAAGCAAAAUGGCUUGGGAAACACUAGCACGCUUAAAAAAACUACAUUUCCAAUGGCCCCAGGAAAAAAGGAGAGGAUGCCAAUAUUGUCAUCGUGUCAGAAGCUCAUGCUGACGUUAGUGCUUUGCACCCUCUUGCUGCUGGCCCCUAUAUAGGAUGAUGGAUUUCAGGUCUGAGUGAUUUUCACUGUUGAAAAGAAAUGAUGUCACAGAAUGAGGCUGCGGUGAAAUGUAUUUGCUUGCACAGUUUGUACAUGCUUUUUCAGGCUGCACUGUAUGUGAAAGCCCUAUAAAUCUCCCCAGAAGUGCGAUCCAACUGUACACAGGCAGUGCCAGAAGGCCCAGUUUUUCACUCCCGCUGAUGGCCAAAGGUUGCCUUUCCAAUUGCACUGCAAAACAGCCUCUCUGUGGCUUCCAGCAGGUCUCAAGCUAUUCUGGAGGGGAUCCAUUACAGUGGUUUUGGUUUUUUUAAUGUAAAAGGGAAGGUCAGGGAAAGUGACAAGAAAUGCAGUCCAAAGUGCUAGGGUUUAUAGUUUUUAGACUUCUCAAUAAGCAAUAAAUCUGGUUUCAAGUUUCUACCUCAUGACCGCUGUGGGAAUAAAUGUAUUGUAAUACAUCACGGAUUUGUGUUAGGAGAUACCGGGUUUUAAACCCAUUUUUUCCAGUCUCCCUUGAAGACCCUUUUAUGAUCUCUUUUAUGAGAGAUGACUGCGAAAGCAGGUCUUCAAGAAGACCUGCAGAAGAUGAUGAGCCUCUCCACAGAGGCAUCCUUGUGUCACAGCCUGCCUGUGAGACAUACGCCCUAGGUGAGCCAGCUCUGUCCCCUUGCUCAGCCCAUGCAUCACCAGCAGAGCAGCCUUGAAAUCCAUUUGCAGAUGAAGAACUUUUAGUGGUGCCCAAGAGAGGCAGGGAGAGAGGUGGAAGAGGGCUUGUAGGGCAGUAGAUAAUUCUGUUUUAAAAACUCAGGACUGCCAUGAAUCGCUUUGUGACAUAGUGCAGCUGGAGAGGAAACAGAGCUGUGUGCAUCUCUUCUGCCUUUUGUUCUGGGAUUUAUGGGAUAACAGAGUGACAUUACAGUAGAUGCACUGCUGUCCAUUUUCAAACCUUACACCACCUUCCUCCUUCCUUGACCCCUUUCCUUGUCCCUGUCCCUCUGGUCCCUUCUCCUUUCCCCAGUCUAAUACGCCACGCACCUAAGCAUCAACAUAAUGCCUUCACAGCUAUGUUUUCUUCCCUACCCAGAGAAGUUACAUCUUUCUUUCCUUUUAACAUGGUUAGAGUGCUGUUAAAGGUUCACAGGAAGAUUUGGGUGGGAGGGGACCUCUGGAGGUCUCCACUGAGACUGCCUGCUCACAGCAGGUUGGUGGGGGCAGUAAGGGCUGGCAGCUCCCUAAAGGAAUAUAAGAGCUGAGAUUGUAACAAGGCAGGCAGAGGAAGAGGCUUAGCCAGCAAGGGAAAGCAUCUGAGCAAGGGGACAAAGGCAGGUAUGGGCAGAUAGGCAGGCUCAGCUGAGAAUCCAGAUCAUCAGACAAGCUUGUGGUGAUGAGGCAGGUCCAAGGUCAAAGUAAGAAUUUAAGUCACCAUCAGGAUCAGGUCUGGAGGCUUGAACCAGGGCGAGCCACAGUCCAGAGAUUACCUGACGAGUCCAUCAAGACAAGGCAUGUCUUGGGUCAAGCCAGGAAGCCUAUCCAUGGGUCUAGAUCCACAGAUUGCAUGGUCAGACAUGGGUCAGAGUCCUCAGGAGCCAAGGGCAAGAGCACCAGCCUAAAAGCAUCUCCUGGGACAGGGGGUCAGUUCUGGCUGAGGCUCCAGCAGAGCUUUCUGGAAACUCUCCCCAAAGUCCUCAGAGGGAAGAGGCUGCUCUCAGCUCCACUGCCUCCCCAAGCUCAUACAUCCAAAGCCCCAGGAGCAGAGAGGAUGUACUUGGGACCCCAAGGCAGUUCAGGUUUCUCAGAGCCUUGUCCAGGUGUCUUCUGAGCGCCUCCAAGGAUGGCAAUUCCUCAGCUUCCUGAGGUACCCACACCAGGGCUGAAGCGUGCCCUGGGGAGAGGCUUUUACUAAUGCUCACCAGGAUUGUUGCAAGUCAUGGCUGUUGUGCUUUCUCGGGGCCACUACGAGCAGAGCCUGGCUCUGCCUUCUCUUGGCAAGCUUGCCAAGUAUGAAUGAAAUGUCAGCUGGCAGAUGCCACUCCUUCGGAAGAGGCUGCUCCUCGGCUGAAGUUACAGUAUCCUCCACUACACACCGCUUCUCAAAAAGCACAUCAGAAAACACGAGCUUUUCUUGUAGCCUCAUUCCUGAAAAUAGUGGAACUAUUUUUACCUGGAGGAUUUCAUAAAUAUUCCACCUUCAGCAGAGGAAAUUUUAGCUCAAAUAUUUUGACUAAAUUAUAAAUAACUGCAAAGUUGAUCUCUUAAUGAAUUUUAUCAACAGGUUUAAAAAUAAAGAGGGCUGCUGGUCGUGUUACACGCAGCAGAAAAGUUCCUGACUUUGGGCUUCUGAAGGCUUUGCUUCAUUGUUACAUAUAGACAGUGGUGAGCCCACUGUGGGCUGUUGUGCUUUGUCCUCUGGGUAUUUUCAGCUUGCAUUAGUUUUGUUUUGGUUUUGAGGAGUCUAGUCAAGUGUAAUUGCUGUGGAUUGUAGAGAGGAUUUGGGAUAUUUUUCAUGUUUGACAGAGAGAACUGGUGUUAACUAAGUUUCUGCUUCCGCAUUUUUGCCUUGUAAGCUUCAGGAGUUGUUUUAUUCCAUCACAUGGUGAUAAGGAACAGCACACAUAUGUGCUGUCUCUUAGUGAAAUGAGUCAUUCAUCCUUAUCUUGCUUUAUGGCUUUUUUUUUUUUUUUUUUUUUUUUUAAUCAGUGUAUAAAAAAAGCCAGACAAACAAAUCUGAAAGUUCUAGGUUGAAAGCCUGUGUUUAGAAUAACAGGAGCUACGUGAAGCAAUGAUAUUUAAGAAGGGAAAGUUAAAUGGGAAUAUUAACUUAGCAAAGUCUUUUCAGCCUGUAUAGGUGACCCUCUACAUCCUACUGUGAUAAUUCUUGAAUUAGUAUUCUUGUUACGUAUGUCAGAGGUAAAAGGUGCCAUUCACUACUUCCCUGACUUUGUGUCAUUUGCAGAUGCGAACAUUAAACAAAUGUCUCCUCGUCAAGUAAGACUAAACAAGUGAAAGGUCAGAGAGAUGGCAAAGGCGCACAGAACACUUAUUCCGUACGGAUCAGACAGUAUCUGCAAACAUGUACAAAUACAUUAGGAUUUCAAGUCCUUUGGCUUCCAGAAUGGAUAUGUCCUACGCUUCUGGAAAUGGUUCCCUACUUG
This is a messenger RNA of Hirundo rustica (Barn swallow), 5686 nucleotides long. It is a transcript of the gene LPAR5, whose product is annotated as lysophosphatidic acid receptor 5. Lineage: Eukaryota; Metazoa; Chordata; Aves; Passeriformes; Hirundinidae. Gene Ontology annotation, biological process: G protein-coupled receptor signaling pathway; behavioral response to pain. Gene Ontology annotation, cellular component: membrane. The transcript has 3 exons. Gene Ontology annotation, molecular function: G protein-coupled receptor activity. The coding region runs from base 588 to 1727 and encodes 379 amino acids. The record is from RefSeq and is a predicted model, not a curated record.